Messenger RNA from Micropterus dolomieu (smallmouth bass), 845 nucleotides. RefSeq lists its product as uncharacterized. The record is from RefSeq and is a predicted model, not a curated record. The transcript is spliced from 3 exons. NCBI's taxonomy places the organism in Eukaryota, Metazoa, Chordata, Actinopteri, Centrarchiformes, Centrarchidae. The coding region runs from base 1 to 801 and encodes 266 amino acids.
AUGGACGUCCACUUCCCAGCCAAACCCCAGUAUUACAAACUCCUCCCCUCACCGUCUGUGGAGCAGUCUGUGGCAGACACUGACCUGGAAUCACUCCCCCUGUUGGUUUCUGGAGACAGCAGCACUUCACUGGCUACCUACGUCAACAUCCUGCCAUCUAAAUCAACCCACAGUCUGGGAGGGCCAGAUCAGGAGCAGAUGGGAAGUGGGACAUACUUUGAAAUAAAACUGGACAGGUCACCAGAUGACUAUAAGAACACAGUUCUGUUUCCUCUGCCUGCCAACCACACCUCAUGCCUCCUGCUAGGCUCUGUUGACCCUCUCCGGCAGCCCCCAGGAGUGCAGGACAGCUUGAUAGCAGCAGUGGUGCCACAGUGUGGGGAGGGCUUCUCAAGCAGCAGCAGCCAGCCCAGCAUCCACAACCACAGAACCACACUGUUCCGACAUCGGGAACACAACUACGACAGACAAUGCAAGAAACAGUUUGGAGAGCUGAAGAGUGCCUGCAGGCAUGCAGAGAUACACUCUGAGGGCACUAGAACACUGGAGUUCUUUAUCAACCAUCGCACUAAGCCCACAUUCACCCAGGAGAGGAACAAUCUGCAUGCUAUGGCGGUGUCUCAGCGUUACUUUGAGACUGUGUCGACUCAGUUGGAGCUUUGGUACGAGAGGAAGAUUGUAGAGGUGGAGCAGCAGACGGAGCUCAGAGCCCAGCAGGACACGAAGGAGCUGCUGCAGCGAAUAAAAACACUGGAGGAGGAACUUCAGAGGCUGAAGACCAAUGAAAAUGCAGAAAGCUGAUGCACCCUGUGACAUUGACUAAUGUUGGAGGGAGACAGCAGACA